Messenger RNA from Pongo pygmaeus (Bornean orangutan), 10413 nucleotides. RefSeq names its product strawberry notch homolog 1 (gene SBNO1). Gene Ontology annotation, biological process: regulation of DNA-templated transcription. NCBI's taxonomy places the organism in Eukaryota, Metazoa, Chordata, Mammalia, Primates, Hominidae. The transcript is spliced from 33 exons. Bases 296 to 4477 code for a protein of 1393 amino acids. Gene Ontology annotation, cellular component: nucleus. The record is from RefSeq and is a predicted model, not a curated record. Gene Ontology annotation, molecular function: chromatin DNA binding; histone binding.
CUUCACCUAGGAGGGAGGUGGGGCGGAGAGGGGCGCAGAGAGGCGGGUGGGGGAGGAGGGAGGAAGUCACGUGAGGGCGCUGCGUGCGCGCGGCGCCUCAUCCGUUGCCCCUCCCCCGCCCCUCCUGGCGGGGCGGGGGGGCUGGGGGAGGGGCGUUAAGAUGGCGGCGGGGAGGUAGGCAGAGCUGGACGCCGCUGCUGCCGCCGCCACCGCCGCCUCCGCUCCAGUCGCCUCUGGUCCUUCAAACUCGCACCUCCCGGGAGGAGCUGUCCUGGCGCCGGGUCCCGCGGGAAAAAUGGUGGAACCAGGGCAAGAUUUACUGCUUGCUGCUCUGAGUGAGAGUGGAAUUAGUCCGAAUGACCUCUUUGAUAUUGAUGGUGGAGAUGCAGGGCUUGCAACUCCAAUGCCUACCCCGUCAGUUCAGCAGUCAGUGCCAUUUAGUGCAUUAGAACUAGGUUUGGAGACCGAAGCAGGAGUUCCUGUUAAACAAGAACCAGAGACUGUACCUACUCCAGCACUAUUAAAUGUGAGGCAGCAGCCUCCAUCUACUACAACAUUUGUGCUGAAUCAAAUAAAUCAUCUUCCACCCUUGGGAUCUACAAUUGUAAUGACUAAAACACCACCUGUAACAACCAACAGGCAAACCAUCACUUUAACUAAGUUUAUCCAGACUACUGCAAGCACACGCCCGUCAGUCUCAGCACCAACAGUACGAAAUGCCAUGACCUCUGCACCUUCAAAAGACCAAGUUCAGCUGAAGGAUCUACUGAAAAAUAAUAGUCUUAAUGAACUGAUGAAACUAAAGCCUCCUGCUAAUAUUGCUCAGCCAGUAGCAACAGCAGCUACUGAUGUAAGCAAUGGUACAGUAAAGAAAGAGUCUUCUAAUAAAGAAGGAGCUAGAAUGUGGAUAAACGACAUGAAGAUGAGGAGUUUUUCCCCAACCAUGAAGGUUCCUGUUGUAAAAGAAGAUGAUGAACCAGAGGAAGAAGAUGAAGAAGAAAUGGGUCAUGCAGAAACCUAUGCAGAAUACAUGCCAAUAAAAUUAAAAAUUGGCCUACGUCAUCCAGAUGCUGUAGUGGAAACCAGCUCUUUAUCCAGUGUUACUCCUCCUGAUGUUUGGUACAAAACAUCCAUUUCUGAGGAAACCAUUGAUAAUGGCUGGUUAUCAGCAUUGCAGCUUGAGGCAAUUACAUAUGCAGCCCAGCAACAUGAAACUUUCCUACCUAAUGGAGAUCGUGCUGGCUUCUUAAUAGGUGACGGUGCUGGUGUAGGAAAAGGAAGGACAAUAGCAGGAAUCAUCUAUGAAAAUUAUUUGUUGAGUAGAAAACGAGCAUUGUGGUUUAGUGUUUCAAAUGACUUAAAGUAUGAUGCUGAAAGAGAUUUAAGAGAUAUUGGAGCAAAAAACAUUUUGGUUCAUUCAUUAAAUAAGUUUAAAUACGGAAAAAUUUCUUCCAAACAUAAUGGGAGUGUGAAAAAGGGUGUUAUUUUUGCUACUUACUCUUCACUUAUUGGUGAAAGCCAGUCUGGCGGCAAGUAUAAAACUAGGUUAAAACAACUUCUGCAUUGGUGCGGUGAUGACUUCGAUGGAGUGAUAGUGUUUGAUGAGUGUCAUAAAGCCAAAAACUUAUGUCCUGUUGGUUCUUCAAAGCCAACCAAGACAGGCUUAGCAGUUUUAGAGCUUCAGAACAAAUUGCCAAAAGCCAGGGUUGUUUAUGCUAGUGCAACUGGUGCUUCUGAACCACGCAACAUGGCCUAUAUGAACCGUCUUGGCAUAUGGGGUGAGGGUACUCCAUUUAGAGAAUUCAGUGAUUUUAUUCAAGCAGUAGAACGGAGAGGAGUUGGUGCCAUGGAAAUAGUCGCUAUGGAUAUGAAGCUUAGAGGAAUGUACAUUGCUCGACAGCUGAGCUUUACUGGAGUGACCUUCAAAAUUGAGGAAGUUCUUCUUUCUCAGAGCUAUGUUAAAAUGUAUAACAAAGCUGUCAAGCUGUGGGUCAUCGCCAGAGAGCGGUUUCAGCAAGCUGCAGAUCUGAUUGAUGCUGAGCAACGAAUGAAGAAGUCCAUGUGGGGUCAAUUCUGGUCUGCUCACCAGAGGUUCUUCAAAUACUUAUGCAUAGCAUCCAAAGUUAAAAGGGUUGUGCAACUAGCUCGAGAGGAAAUCAAGAAUGGAAAAUGUGUUGUAAUUGGUCUGCAGUCUACAGGAGAAGCUAGAACAUUAGAAGCUUUGGAAGAGGGCGGGGGAGAAUUGAAUGAUUUUGUUUCAACCGCCAAAGGUGUGUUGCAGUCACUCAUUGAAAAACAUUUUCCUGCUCCAGACAGGAAAAAACUUUAUAGUUUACUAGGAAUUGAUUUGACAGCUCCAAGUAACAACAGUUCACCGAGAGAUAGUCCUUGUAAAGAAAAUAAAAUAAAGAAGCGGAAAGGUGAAGAAAUAACUCGAGAAGCCAAAAAAGCACGAAAAGUAGGUGGCCUUACUGGUAGCAGUUCUGACAACAGUGGAAGUGAAUCUGAUGCCUCUGAUAAUGAAGAAAGUGACUAUGAGAGCUCUAAAAACAUGAGUUCUGGAGAUGAUGACGAUUUCAACCCAUUUAUAGAUGAGUCUAGUGAGGAUGAUGAAAAUGAUCCCUGGUUAAUCAGAAAAGACCACAAGAAAAACAAAGAGAAAAAAAAGAAGAAAAGUAUAGAUCCAGAUUCUAUUCAAAGUGCCUUAUUAGCGUCAGGUCUUGGAUCAAAACGACCUAGUUUUUCAUCUACGCCAGUUAUCUCACCUGCUCCUAACAGUACACCAGCUAACAGUAACACCAACAGUAACAAUAGCCUUAUAACAAGUCAGGAUGCUGUGGAAAGGGCUCAGCAGAUGAAGAAAGACCUGCUUGAUAAGCUAGAAAAAUUAGCUGAAGACCUCCCCCCUAAUACCCUGGAUGAACUUAUCGAUGAACUUGGUGGCCCUGAGAAUGUUGCUGAGAUGACUGGCCGCAAGGGACGGGUUGUGAGCAAUGAUGAUGGAAGCAUAUCUUAUGAGUCAAGAUCUGAACUUGAUGUGCCUGUGGAAAUACUAAACAUCACAGAAAAACAACGAUUUAUGGAUGGAGAUAAGAAUAUUGCUAUCAUCUCAGAAGCUGCCAGCUCGGGUAUUUCAUUGCAAGCAGAUAGGAGAGCUAAAAAUCAAAGGCGAAGAGUUCAUAUGACUUUAGAAUUACCCUGGAGCGCUGAUAGAGCAAUUCAACAAUUCGGACGUACUCAUAGAUCAAACCAAGUUACUGCUCCUGAGUAUGUCUUUCUGAUUUCUGAACUGGCAGGAGAACAAAGAUUUGCAUCUAUUGUUGCUAAAAGACUUGAGAGUUUGGGGGCACUUACACAUGGCGAUAGAAGAGCAACAGAAUCUAGGGAUCUGAGCAGGUUCAACUUUGAUAAUAAGUAUGGAAGAAAUGCUUUAGAAAUUGUGAUGAAAUCCAUUGUAAACUUGGAUUCUCCUAUGGUAUCACCACCUCCAGACUAUCCUGGAGAAUUUUUUAAAGAUGUUCGACAAGGACUGAUAGGAGUUGGCCUGAUAAAUGUAGAAGAUCGCUCGGGAAUUCUUACUCUCGAUAAAGAUUAUAACAACAUAGGAAAAUUCUUAAAUAGAAUUUUAGGCAUGGAGGUACAUCAGCAGAAUGCAUUAUUUCAGUAUUUUGCGGACACACUUACUGCAGUUGUUCAAAAUGCCAAAAAAAAUGGAAGAUAUGAUAUGGGAAUCUUAGAUCUUGGUUCUGGAGAUGAAAAGGUGAGGAAAAGUGAUGUUAAAAAGUUUCUGACUCCAGGAUAUUCAACCUCUGGCCACGUAGAAUUAUACACAAUUAGUGUAGAGAGGGGAAUGUCAUGGGAGGAAGCUACCAAGAUUUGGGCUGAGCUGACAGGACCAGACGAUGGCUUUUACUUGUCAUUGCAAAUAAGGAACAACAAGAAAACUGCCAUCUUAGUUAAAGAAGUGAAUCCUAAAAAGAAACUUUUCUUAGUUUAUCGACCAAAUACUGGGAAGCAGCUCAAAUUAGAAAUUUAUGCUGAUCUAAAAAAGAAAUAUAAGAAGGUCGUCUCAGAUGAUGCCCUGAUGCACUGGUUAGAUCAGUAUAAUUCAUCUGCAGAUACUUGUACUCAUGCUUAUUGGCGCGGCAAUUGCAAAAAAGCAAGCUUGGGGUUAGUUUGUGAAAUAGGUCUUCGUUGCCGUACAUAUUAUGUAUUAUGUGGUUCAGUGCUGAGUGUCUGGACAAAAGUUGAGGGUGUUCUAGCAUCUGUCAGUGGCACAAACGUGAAGAUGCAGAUCGUGCGGCUAAGAACGGAAGAUGGGCAACGGAUUGUAGGUUUGAUCAUUCCAGCAAAUUGUGUGUCUCCUCUUGUAAAUCUCCUAUCAACUUCAGACCAGUCUCAACAGCUUGCGGUCCAACAGAAACAGCUAUGGCAACAGCAUCACCCUCAGAGCAUCACCAACUUGAGCAACGCAUGAAGAACAGACAGGUUUCAACAUGGAUGGAUCUGAAAUGCUGUUGAAGCAUAUCAUUUGCAUAAAAAUCAGGGACAGUUUCCAAAGAAUUAUGUUUUUUUUUCAGUUGUGCUCUCUCUAGUUAGUUUUUUUGGGAGUAAGGACAAACCUGGAAUAGAUAGCAAAACUGAAAAUCAGCAGUGCUGAUGGUGGUACAUAUGUCUUUCCUUUAGCUUCUCCCCUGAUAAUUCCCAUCUGCUUUUACUUUGGGUGAGCAGAGGGGGAUGUGUGCGUGCGUGUGUGUCAGUCUGUCUGUGAGUGUGUUAAAGGCUACAGACCACAGUUGGUUUAAAAUGCUUGGAACUUCCCAAACUGGCUUUACUUUAUGUUUAUACAGUGCUCAGGGUUAACGCAGUACAUCCAUGCCAUUGCUGUGGGAGGUAUCCCCGGAUGCAUGUGUUUUGAGUCUAUAAAUAUAGAAAAUAUAUAUUGGUUUCUUUUUCCAACUUAAUAGGUUUAUUAAAGCAUGAAAUGAAAGGUUGCAUAUCAUGCAUUCAGGUUAUUUUCUAAUUUUUGUUCUGACAGUGCAUGUCUUUGAAAGCAUGCGUAAACAAGAUUAACACAGGAGUCGAGUAACAGAGAGAAACAUUUGUUAGAUGUACAGCAUUGGUUAUUGCAUUUUUAUAGUGUUUAUACCUGGGUAUUGCUUCAAACCCUGCAGACCCCUCCUGCCCCUUCUCCCUGCCCUGGGUUUCUGGUCAAGGUAAUGAAUACAUACAUUUUUCUGUGAUAACUCUUAAAAGUUAAUUUUAAUGUAUUAAUAGUAUUCCUAAUGUGUGCUGCAGAAAUGGCUAUAAGCCUCUUAAAUUUACAUUUUCAACUUAAAGGUAGUUUAGAAGGAAGUACAAAUUGGCUUUCAUCUUGCAAACAAUCGUUUUUUACUUCAUUAUCUUAAUUUGCUUUGUCACUCAUAAAAAGGAAACCAUACUUGAGUUGUAGACAAUGAGGAAACACUUGAGGCUUCUGCUGUAUGUUUUUUUGUUACUGUUGUUAUUGUUGUUACUCAGUAACUUGAAUAUUGUUUAAUGUGUUUUAAGACAUUGUAGAGUUUAUCUCAAGCUGUUAAAAAUGGUAAUGUACAAAUGUGAAUAGACACUUAUCUAUAUAAUAUGGGUAAGUUUUGUUUCGCCUAUAAUAGAUGUUUAUAAAAACAAGUGAGGGGACAGUUGGUCUUUUUAUUUCCUUUUCUUUCUUUUUCUUUUCUUUUUUUUUGCUUACACAGGUUGCACUAUUGAAAAAUCGAGAUUGUAUGAACCUGGUAAAAAGCUGCAAGAUGCCAAAAUCUUGUAGAUGUCAAAUAAAAAGUUAUUAUACUAACAAGAAGUGGAGUCUUGUUUAGGCCCUCACUGGUGACCUUCAGAAGUAGUCUGUGAUGGGAACUCAGCAGAACUUGUGUGUUGUCUCAGCAUUCCAGCCCUCUGAAAACCGUCUCAAAAUGGACCUCACAAAGGCAACCAGUGUGAAUGGAUGGGAGCUGGGGUGUUCCCAGGCUGGUCAUGAUGUGUGCAGCACCCAGAGAGUUGCACCCACUCCUUCUUCAGGUGGACAUCCGACCUUUACACUGUGGUCUUGCAAAAAUCAGUGAGUUCAGUUUGGCUGCCCUGUGAAGCUUCAGCAUUCGAGGUCCUCUUCUGUUAAAACCCAACUCUUGGCUGGGCGUGGUGGCUCACGCCUGUAAUCCCAGCACUUCGGGAGGCCGAGGCAGGUGCAUCACUUGAGGCCAGGAGUUCGAGACCAGCCUGGUCAACAUGGCAAAACCCCAUCUGUACCAAAAAAUGCAAAAAAUUAGCCGCUGACUUCUGUAAAAUAGGUCCAUUCAUUGCAGGAUCUAAAUGCCACACCUGAAUUCAGAGGCCUUGUUUAACCCCCAUGUCCACUUUGCCUCUGCAAUGCCUUUUUCUUCUUUUUAGCAAUAUGGCUCUGAGCACAAAGAUUUGGUUGGAAAUCAUGUUUGUGUUUUCAGAGUUUACAGCGUCAGUUGUACUGAAAACCACUUCCAGAGUCUAAAGCAGCUCAGAUGUUAUCUCUGGGGGAAUCAGUGUUCCUCUCAUUUAGCAACCUCCAUACCACAAGGUCUCUACCUGUAGUUACUGGGAUUAUCCAGAUACACUAUCAAUGAUACAAAUUCAUAGAAGUAUUAAUGCAUUUCUUUAAACACAACUUGAUUAAGAAGCAAAUAUGUUAAGCAGUUUUCUUUUUCUGCUGCUAAAUUACAGUUAGACACUUCAGUAUCUUCUUUUUACAUGUGUGUAUAAAUUAGUAAGAACCUGCAUCCAAAGCAAUGUAGUAGUGUGUGUAUGUAUCUAUAUACAUUUAUUCUAACUGAGCACUUCAGAAGCCUUUUUGAGUUACAACAAUAAAUAUUUUAGUUUGCUUCAUCUGUAGAGGUAAAAUUUCUAUAUUACCAAGCUCCAGAGGAAUAUGAUAUUUUACAGGCACAAUUUUCUGGCUGUAGCCCCUGGGGCAUUCAUUUGCUGGCCUCCGUGGGAUGCUGUUAGAACAAUUGUUAGCCGGCAAGAGAAGAAAGGGUACCAGGACAGCAUUUAUAAUUGUAGAAUGAGAGCCUUCUUCCCUCUCCCCUCCACUUUCAUUUUAGCAUGAGAGAAAAAAACAAUAGAUUGGAAAUGAUUGUUGCAUCUCACUUCAUGAAAGCAGGGGCAGAAGUUCCCCCUGGAUCCUUUUCUUGACAAGCAGUAAAGAGGAAGGUCCCCAUACACAUGUACCUAUGUGAUACUUGGUAGUUUCUAAGAAUGGUGCUGCAUAAACGUUGCUGUUAGGCUGGGAUCCUAUUAAUGAACGUUUGAUUAGUUCAGGCUUCCCAAUGGCAAAGGCAGACACCGUGGAGAUGGACAUUUACUGACUCCCCUUCUGUGUGGCUUCAGUCUCCCUGGCUAACACCACACCCGUGCGUACUGCGCUUGGCCCACUUUGCUGCAGAAACCUAGCAAGCGUUUCAUGUCAGGGCUACAGCUGAGAGCAAAAACUGCAAAAAAAAAAAAAAAAAGUCUCGUUGAAUGCCAGUUGUCUGAUACAAAUGCAGUGUCUUUUAAGUGACAGAAACACACCUAAAUACCUGCAACUCAAGCUCGCUAGCAUUUUUUUUUUGAGUACUUGAGAUAAAAUCCAAAACCCAUCCUCUAAUUUUGUGCUGUAUUUAUAUAUAUGUACAUAAAUGUAUAUAUAUAGAAACGUCGAGUUCUUCUGGAUUCUGAAUGUAAAUAAUUCUUGUAAAUUGGGACUCCACCCACCUGUUUCUCCCUUUUCCCUCUUCCCUUCAGCUCUAUUUAUUCUUUUCUUGAGUUUCCCAUAUGGGGCAUCUUAUGACUUUUUUUUUUUUUAAGAAAAGUAUGGAAAACUUUUCAUUUAGAAAAAUAUUUGUUCCUGUAUUUUAGAAUUCAGUUUUGCAUCUUUGCUGUAGAAUUCUUGUUUUGUGUUAAUGUUUUUUACUAUGUCUUACUGUGUUUUGCAUUUUUAUUGUGUGCAAUACAUUGUACUGGGGGGAUGCACUUGAGUGCCGUUUCUGAUACUGUCAUUGUAUGACUGCUGAUGCUCAUUUAUGUUGUUCUUUGGAAGCUAUAGUGAGCCUGAUGUUUUCACAUUUUAAAAAAUGCUUCCUGAGACUUCUUUAAGCUCCUCUAACUUCUUCAGUGCAUUUGGGAUCAAACUUAGCUCUUAGAUCAGCAAACCUGACUUGCGUCUACUUUUGCAAUUUUUCAGGCCUCUUACCAUAUUUCUUAUCUCUGGCUUCCCACCUGAUAGGAAAAUCUUGCAGAUUUGAAACAGUGGUUUCUGGCCUGCUGCUGCAGCAAAUUCCCUAUGUUUAUUUAAGAAGUUGGGCCUGUACUUUUAACCUACAAAUGAUGAGUAAUUUACUUGCAGUGAACACAGGUAGCCUGCUGCUGUUUAUAACCUGUUGAGGAUAUUUAUAGCAGGCAGGAGGCAGGCCUAGUGUGUUACUGACAGGUGACUUUAGAGAAUGUACAUUGGCCGGGCGCGGUGGCUCACGCCUGUAAUCCCAGCACUUUGGGAGGCCGAGGCGGGCGGAUCACGAGGUCAGGAGAUUGAGACCAUCCUGACUAACACGGUGAAACCCUGUCUCUACUAAAAAUACAAAAAAAAAAAAAUUAGCCGGGCGUGGUGGCAGGUGCCUGUAGUCCCAGCUACUCAGGAGGCUGAGGCAGGAGAAUGGCGUGAACCUGGGAGGCGGAGCUUGCAGUGAGCCCAGAUUGCGCCACUGCACUCCAGCCUGGGCAACAGACCGAGACUCCGUCUCGAAAAAAAAAAAAAGAGAGAGAAUGUACAUUAAGGCACAAUUGUCCUCCAAAAGAGCCAAGCAACUGCUCUGGAGCCUCCUAGGCUGACUCUGCUGGAGGAUGAGACAAGCAGAUUCCCAUUGCAGCACUGGCCCCUGGGGUCCCCUGAGCGGCUGUGCUCUCCACCCUUGUAUUGGUGAGUGGAUCUUGACUACAUCAGCCGUAAGCCUAGAAGCAGAGCUGGAUCGAGGCGUUUUUAAUAAUUCGAGUUGGGAAGACCCGGGUGGUUCAUGAAAAUGAUGGUAUUGAGCACCCGGGAGGCAGACAUUGGGUAUUUGUUCACAAUUUUGCACCUGUAAGAAAAUGUUCCUUUAUAACUUUCAAGAAGGAUUGCCGUGAGCGUCUUUGGGGCCUUUCAUUCAUGUACAAGUUUCAUUCAUUACUAUUCAACUUGGUAGACUUGGUGAAAAUGUAAAAGCAUUCUGUAUUUGGAUCAGUCUUGGGAACUAAAUUUGUCAUGAAUUGGGGCCUGUCACAGAUUGCCUCCAGUGUGUAUCCUCCACUCAGACCCUCCUUGCUCAGUCUCCCUCUGGCGCCCAGGGGGAAGCCAUGCUGUGGUUGGCAGUGCAGCCAUCUGGGCUGCUGCAACGUGGCAGGGUGCGGUCCAGCAAGACUGCCCCUUAGUGCAGGGCUAAGCAAGGAAAAGAAGAAGCCCAAAAAAGCGGGUUCUUUUUGAUACUUGUAAUUCAGGCGUCCUCCAGAGUGAAGGCCACUCUGCAGGCCCCUGGUGAGAACCUGUCUGGCUUUUCCACUGCAGGCCACUAACCAGUACCCUGCCCUUGUGGCCCAUUUGUGCCUGGGCAGAUGUUUCUGGCCAGCAGACACUGAAGGCCUUUUUGCUAUGACAGUAUUUAUGGCACUGAAGAGGAUAAAGAAGCUUGAGCCCUCUUUCUGACUCCCACUUUAUGGGGCAGAGAGAGCUUUUUUUUCUACAUAGCACAUUGCAGUCUCACCGCUAUCAGAAAAAUAUCCUGUUCAUGGUUUAUACUGAAUUUGCAAACUACUGAUAUGAUUUUUCAAUAACCACUUGUAUCUUCCAUCAUCCAUGAGAGGUGGAAAGAGGUACACUGUAUCUCUGCAAUAAAACUUUGGCCAGGUUCUACCUCCUCUGAGCAAAGGAUACUUUUCUAUGUAGGUGUAGAUCGUUCUCCUUUACUAACCUGACAUGGUGCAUCUGGAGACAACAUCUGAUGGGAUCCAAAGACAACUUGAAACAAAGGUGGAUGUCAGCUCUUGGUGUGUUUUCAUUUCGUUCUCUUUUUUAAAUCUCCCUUUUGUUAUCGCUCCUGUUGUAGCGUGUCCAUCAGUGUGUGAAGGGUGUGCCCUGUUCCAAUGAUACUGCAUUGCUGCAUCCAGCCUUUCGUGGGAGCACAGUACCAAGCGUCCGGAAUUGAUUACCCCAACCAUUUUUGAUAUGUAACUGAAAAAUGUGGUCUCAUGCAAUGAAAAUGUACUGGCUGCAUUUUAGCAAGUAAAAACCAUCAACCGUGAAGCGUAACAAAUUCUGUAUUUAGUUUUUUUUUGUUGUGGUGGUUUUUGUUUUGUUUUUUGUUUUUGUAAGAUUCUAAAUAAAUUAAAUAUGAGUCA